Molecule: messenger RNA, 1069 nt
Organism: Carlito syrichta (Philippine tarsier)
Lineage: Eukaryota; Metazoa; Chordata; Mammalia; Primates; Tarsiidae
Product: olfactory receptor 6C1
Exons: 1
Coding region: 39-977 (312 amino acids)
Biological process (GO): G protein-coupled receptor signaling pathway
Cellular component (GO): membrane
Molecular function (GO): olfactory receptor activity; G protein-coupled receptor activity
Source: RefSeq, a predicted model, not a curated record
UGGCUUGCAAAAUAAUAAAAAUAAGAAGCAACUGAAGGAUGAGAAACAAUACAGAAAUAACCGAGUUUAUUCUCCUGGGAUUGACAGACGACCCAAAGCUUCAGGUUGUGAUCUUUGUCUUUCUACUGAUCACCUACAUGCUCAGCAUCACUGGGAACCUGACCAUCAUCACCCUUACCCUAUUGGACUCCCACCUCCAGACUCCCAUGUAUUUUUUUCUCAGAAAUUUCUCCAUAUUAGAAGUUUCAUUCACAACUGUCAGUAUACCCAAGUUUCUGGGUACCAUUAGUUCAGGACAUAAAACCAUUUCUUUUAAUAAUUGCAUAGUUCAGUUAUUUUUUUUCAUUCUCUUGGGUGUCACUGAGUUCUACCUUCUGGCUGCCAUGUCCUAUGAUCGUUACAUUGCCAUCUGCAAGCCCCUGCGGUAUACAACCAUCAUGAAUAGAAGAGUCUGUUCGCUGCUUGUCUUUGCAUCUUGGCUGGUUUCAUUCUUAAUCAUAUUCCCAGCACUCAUGUUGCUCUUAAAGCUUGAUUACUGUAGGUCUAAUGUUAUUGACCAUUUUACCUGUGAUUAUUUUCCCCUGCUGCAACUUUCCUGUUCAGACACAAAAUUCUUAGAGGUCAUGGGGUUUUCCUGUGCUGUGUUUACUCUAAUGUUCACCUUGGCAUUGAUAUUUCUGUCUUACAUAUACAUCAUCAGAACAAUUUUGAGAAUUCCUUCUACUAGUCAGAGGACAAAGGCCUUUUCUACGUGUUCUUCCCACAUGAUUGUCAUCUCUCUCUCUUAUGGAAGCUGCAUUUUUAUGUAUGUUAAACCCUCGGCAAAAGAUAGAAUGUCUUUGAGCAAGGGAGUUGCUGUGCUGAACACCUCGGUAGCCCCCAUGCUGAACCCUUUUAUUUACAGCCUGAGGAAUCAGCAAGUCAAGCAAGCCUUCAUGAACAUAGCAAGGAAAACAGUACUUUUCUCGAGUACAUGAAGUGAUGUGGCAUGAUUAAUUAUAGGCACAGAGAAGGACAAUUUAAAACAUGAAUGUAAAUUUUUAGUGGCUUCUCCUAAUCAAAAUGGCCU